UGUGUUCUUUCGUCAACUCAAAACAUGAACUGCACGCACCGUACGGUCCCAACGGUCACAUUUCCUUCGCUGUUCAGACCCGCCCUCAAAACCCUAAUUUCCCCAUUUUCAGCGCCAAUUUUCGCCCCGAAUGUCGCAAAACCUAAAACUUUUAUUCUCAAGAGGAUUUGUGAUGUUAGAGCUUCUGUCGAAAAGAAUGAUGGAACCAGAAACUGGGCCUCCCAGUUGCCAACCAGGGGUAUCGCUGCUGAUAAAGUGUUUAGGUUGAUUUCGAGUGCCACCGCUAGUCCCAUUGGCCAGUUCAUAUCAUCACCCACUACGUUUUUGCAUUCCGUUGAUCCCAGAAUCAAAUUGGUAUGGCUUUUGGCUUUAGUUGUUCUACCUGCAAGAUCACACAUAGUAAUGCGUUUUGGAUUGGUAAUAUGCACAGGUCUUCUGUCAAUGUGGAUUCUCCCAAAACACGUGUGGAUGGAUCAAUUGGGAAGAGUAUCAUUGCUUUCUGGAAUUCUUUUCAUAACACUGGGGCUAAGCUCGGAUGGUGUAUCCCCACUUACUCAGUUGCGAACUCCGCCACCUGCAAUCACGAACUUGCCUGAUCUCCCUAUGUCUAUGGAGGGCUAUUCAUAUUUAAUCAUGAACCUGGGACCACUACAGUUUACAAGGAAGGGCUUGUCCGUUGCAAGCACAGCUGCAUGCUUAACCUUCACUAUCUUCCAAAGUGCUAGCCUCUGCCUGGCAACCACUACCCCAGAACAACUUGCGCUUGCUUUGCGGUGGUUUCUUCUUCCCCUGACGCAUAUCCGUGUACCAGUGGCUGAAAUCAUCCUCACCCUCAUGCUUUCAUUGAGAUUUAUCAAUCUUGUCUUUGAUGAGGUUCGCAGUGUGGCAUUGGGGAUUGUAUCUCGUAGGAUAGAUUGGAAGCAGUUGACGAUAUUGGAGACAAUUGAUAUUUUUGCUUCCUAUAUACGAAGGAUCUUCAAAAAUAUUUUUGUCCAUGCAGAACAAAUAUCCCAGGCAAUGAUUGUUAGAGGUUUUAGAGGGGACAGCAACACACAUGAAAUCUACUUCUUAUCAGAUUCAUCAAUUAAGAUGGCAGAUUUUUUCUCCCUAUUGUGUCUGAUCGGUCUUGUAGGUGCUGCCUUUUUGUCGGAUUACCUCCUCAUCUGAUUUCUCUAGAGAGCUUCAUCGUGGAACUCACUUUCUGAGAAUGUGAUUGGUAUCGUGAAAAUUCUAAUGAUUCAUCAAUACAGCUUAUUCUGCACCAACAUUCUGAAGAAAAUGCAGUUAGUCAUAUUUUUCAUUUAAUUCUCAUGGAGAAGCCGGUAAGAAUCUAGGAAAAGUUGACUGAGUGGAAUCUUGAGGUACUUUCAAGUUUUUUUCAGUUGGUAGUUAGGUUGAAGGUUGAGGACCGUGGAGGGCACCCAUUCUUACUAUCUCCAUCUUAAGUAAGCACAUCAGGCAUGUUGUAGAAGACAAAUUCUUCAAGGAAGACAGACAAUGUGGAGUUAUUAUCAAAGAAUUGAUGAAAGAAAAUCCUCAGACAUGCUGGUUGAUUGUGAAAUAUUAUAUUGUAAUGUAUUAUAGCAUGUAUGUUUAUCACAUGUUUUGAUCUAGUCUUUAAAUCAACAUCUGAUAUGUGAAUUGGAAGUUUCAUUUUUUAAUUGACAAUUGAAUUGUACGGUUCAGAAUACAUUUCUUGAAUCAAAGUUUAGAAUUUACGUUUAUAAAUAAAGU
This is a messenger RNA of Carica papaya (papaya), 1734 nucleotides long. It is a transcript of the gene ABCI12, whose product is annotated as cobalt ion transmembrane transporter. The record is from RefSeq and is a predicted model, not a curated record. Gene Ontology annotation, cellular component: chloroplast. NCBI's taxonomy places the organism in Eukaryota, Viridiplantae, Streptophyta, Magnoliopsida, Brassicales, Caricaceae.